Messenger RNA from Nezara viridula (southern green stink bug), 562 nucleotides. NCBI's taxonomy places the organism in Eukaryota, Metazoa, Arthropoda, Insecta, Hemiptera, Pentatomidae. The record is from the annotation of a GenBank genome assembly.
AUGGUCUACUACGGCCGGAGCUUGGAAGAGAAGAAGUUAGACGAUAAGUUCGACAAAUGGUUCCUCGAUUACAACAAGUACCGCUCGCUCUACCCGAGGUCAUACAUCACCGAUCCUCUACUCUACAGGUGGAGACUCAAGGACCUCUACAGGAACUCCUACCUUUCCACCAAAUACAAUGACAGCAUAUACAACUUUGAUUACUCGCAUUGGAAGUACCUUUACAAUCGAGAAAAAGAUGACUACAGACGAUACUUGUACGAUAGAGAACGGAGAAAGCUUUACGAAGAUCUUAGCAUGUCUAUCGAUGACGUACGAUAUAAAUAUCCCUACCUUUAUGACUCCUACUACUAUCCAGAUUAUUAUUACCCUUAAAUGUUUUAGAAUUUGAUUGACCACUUGGGGGUUAAAAGAACUGUUACUUUCGACUUUUCUGGUUUAUGAAAAGUUUCUUGAAAGGUAAAAGAUUUCAUGUCAUCUUUCCAUGAUAGAAGAAAGUUAUUGGAUCUCUGGCUAAUCAAGAUACAACCAAGUUCAGUGAAUUUGUGAUUGUGUUUCUUGA